Anastrepha obliqua is the source of this 3018-nucleotide messenger RNA. RefSeq lists its product as uncharacterized. Gene Ontology annotation, molecular function: zinc ion binding; nucleic acid binding. NCBI's taxonomy places the organism in Eukaryota, Metazoa, Arthropoda, Insecta, Diptera, Tephritidae. The record is from RefSeq and is a predicted model, not a curated record. Bases 1 to 3018 code for a protein of 1005 amino acids. The transcript has 2 exons.
AUGUCGCUCAGUCCAGGUAAUGGUACCUUCAUUAGAGGCGAUUCACCAAUUACUGCACCAACGAGUGGGCAACCGUCUUCAGAUCGCGUGUCGUUUUUAAAGCUGAAAACAAGGUCAGUCUUUAAUCGACUUCAGCAUACAGCAGCAGAGAUGAACACCGAAAUGCUACAAGGCAUGGAUGAGUACGGCUUGGCAGCAAUCAUGGAAUCAGUGGGAGAUUUGAAAGCAACAUUCACCGCCGCUCACACCAGUUUAGAGGAAAUGGAUUUUGAGUCUAUUGCCAGUGACCUGCCCUGCAAAUUCGAUGCUACAUUAGUGAAACUUAAGGCGAACCUGCAACGAGAGAUUGGGAGACGUAGCACAGGUCAGCACUGCUCGACAUUUAGAGCGAACACUGGUGACUCGCAGUCGAUCAUCGUGAAUGCCAAUCGUUCUCGCCUGCCUUUGCUAAUGCUACCGAAAUUUAGUGGCGCGUACACCGAGUGGAGCAACUUUUUCUCGAUGUUCACCUCCGUCAUUGACAACGAUGGCGACCUAACGCAAAGCGAUAAGCUGCAAUACCUGCGUUCCUGCUUGAGUGGUGCUGCUUUGGAUACUAUCCAAUCUCUGGAGAUAAACGAAAAUAAUUAUAAAAAUGCAUUAGAUUUACUCAAAAAACGUUUUGAUAACAAGCGAAUUAUAUUUCAGGCACACAUCAGACAGAUCUUUGGGCUGGACAGGGCAGAUGCAUCCGCAAGCAAGUUGCGGGAGUUGACGGACAAGGUUACAUCACACAUACGCGCAUUGCAGUCGCUUGGGUCACAUGAACAAAUCGCUGACUGCAUUAUAGUUGAACUACUAAUCCAGAAGUUGGACAAGGCUACUCAAUCCAAGUGGGAAGAAAAUUCAUCUAGCAACGAACUGCCGUCGUGGGAUCAGUUAGCUGCAUUUUUGGAAAAGCGGUGUCGUACCCUCGAAAAUGUGGAGCAUGCCAUACAAACCCAAACGGAUCAAGUUGAAAGAAACAGUAAAACUGUAAGUACAAAUAUAAGAAAAUCAUUUGUCGUUUCGAAUGCCUCUGUAGGUGGUUGCGCGUUUUGUCGGUGCCCUGAUCAUAGAAUUUACCACUGUCAGCAAUUUUCCACUCUUUCUCCAAAUCUUCGCCAAAAGGAAGCCAAGAAGCUCUCGCUUUGCCUUAACUGUCUAAAGGGUGGCCAUCAAAUGAGAGAUUGCAAAUCUGGACCCUGUAGAGCUUGUCAAUUGAAACACCAUACGCUUUUGCAUUUUGACCGCACAUCUUCUGCUUCAACUUCUAUAUCAGGCCCACUCACGCAACCACCCACAUUGAAAUCAAACACCAUAGCUGCAACAUCAUCUGUCCCUGGCCAUGCCCUCACUUCGAGAUCUCCAUCUGAUGCUGUGCUUCUAGCCACUGCAGUCAUUUUUGUCAAAAAUCGUGCUGGUACCUUCGUGCCAUGUCGGGCGCUUUUGGAUUCGGGUUCCCAGCUUCACUUUAUUACAAAUCGUUUUACUAAUCAAUUACAACUUCGUAGGACCAAAUAUUCGGCGGCAGUUUCGGGCAUCGGGGAUGCCAACCUGUCAACUGAAGGCUAUUCGGUCAAUGUCGUACUGAAGUCGCGGACUUCAGAUUUCUCAACGCACAUCACUUCCGUCGUUGUUCAAACAAUCACUGACAAUCAGCCUGGUUUUUCAGUGAGCAUCGCGGACUGGAACGUCCCUUCGAACAUCCAACUAGCUGAUCCCAAUUUCAACAUACCUCAGCGUAUUGACUUGCUCAUCGGAGCAGGACUAUUUUUCGAACUUCUCUGCGUUGGACAGAUACAGUUGGCGCCCGGAUUUCCAGUUCUUCAAAAAACUCUUCUCGGUUGGGUGAUAUCAGGUGGUGGUCAACAGACUUCUAAGCUUUCGUCAUUUGUGGCCAAUCAAAGGUCUUCGAGAGACAUCGACUCUGAUACCCGACUAGACGAUUUGGUACCUCGCUUCUGGGAAGUAGAUCACGUUUUUGAGCCAAUCACUAAAACAACAAGGGAGGAGCUCGACUGCGAGGCGCAUUUUCAGCAAAAUGUUUCGCGUUUACCUUCAGGCGAGUACUCGGUUCGCUUACCUUGGAAAUUCGGCACAGAAUCAUUAGGCGAAUCAUACACACAAGCAAAGCGACGAUUUGAGAGCCUUGAGCGCAAGGAAGAUAGCUCCACAACAAAGCUCAGGGUCGUUUUGGAUGGUUCUGCUGUCACAACUUCGGGCCUCUCAUUAAACGAGAUUCUAAUGGCGAGGCCGACCAUACAACCCAAACUUUUUGAUAUUCUUACUCGCUUUCCCGACAACAUUUUCCAGUGCAUUUUGUGGCGGGACCUUCAUCACAUUUCUGAUGCAGAAAGGGAAACCUUCCUUAAAUUCGAUGACGCACGACACCUUAGAGGCACCAGAAAUUCUAAACGGUCUGCACUAUCAACAAUAGCUCGAAAACCUUUUGAGCACAUCAUGGCUGAUUUGCCUAAGAAGAAAUGUUAUAUCAGCGUCUUCAUCUGUUUCGCAACCAAGGCCGUAUGGAGGGAGCUAGUGAAGGACCUUCCAACAGGUGCUUUUUUGGAAGCUCUCAAGCUAUUUACGACAACACGCGCCAUGCCAAGCUGUAUUUGGUCAGACAACGCAACCAAUUUCGUAGGCGCUAAGAACGAGUUGAGAUACCUAAAACGCCUACUCCUAAGCCAAGAGCACCGCAGCAAGGUUCACGUUCACAACCUCAACAAUGGUUUCGACUGGCGAUUCAUACCACCUCGUUCACCACAUUUCGGCGGCUUGUGGGAAGCCGCAGUAAAAAUGGCUAAACAGCACCUGUACCGCACUUUUGGCUCUCCAAUUCUUAGUUCCGAUGAACUACAAAAUCCAGAAGACCUUGAUGUUUUAACUCCAGGUCAUUUUCUUAUUGGCGGCCCGCUUACAGCUGCUCCUGAGCCUAACAUCAGGCAUUUGAAUUACAAUCCACUCGGUCACUGGCAGCGUGUCACAUACUUCUAA